AUGGCUGAAAAUGAGCGCCACCUUACUGCUAGCGUGGUGGAAGCUCAUACAUUGCAAAAUCCGGUUGCGAGUUCUAGCUGGUGCCUUCGUAGAUAUCUGUCCAGUCUGCAGUCGUGCCGUCCAGAAGAGAUGGAUACGCAAACGGUAGACGAGAUACGGAGCGUUUUGAUGACGGAAGUUGAGGACGACGACGAGCUCUUUUUCUCAGUGAGUCAGCAGGACCUCUUCUUCCGUCUUAGCGAAGAGCUUAGGAAGUGCUUCAUGACUCGAUAUAGAAAGCAGGAACGUGACGGUGAUAUCAGUGCUAAUAAGGACGGAAUAGUGUCCAUCCGAGUUUUUGCAGCAUCUGCUAACUCAUCUGAAAAGAAGAGUACCUCCAGCCUUGAAAGCCCCAGGCCUACUCCUGAAGGUGUCUCGUAUACAGAGACAGCUAAGGAUGACAGAGGCGAUAACUUGGAUCAGUUUCCAUCAUUACCUUCGUUGUCAUCACAGAUAGCUCUAGAGGCAAACGCUGAUAUGUACACACUUACAAAGGAAGAGAAAUACCUACUGUUGAGUCUUCUAACUGAUCAUCCAAAGCAGCCACCUCCUCCCUAUCCUGGACAUGCACCUGCUAAAGCAAAGCCCGCCAAGCCCAGACGGACUCUGGCAUCAUGCCUAUUUUCUAUUGACGGAGGCUCUGGUGGGGCUAAUCACACUCACACCACUGAAAGGCACCACAUGGUGACUCAAUCCAGAGAAUGUUGCAGGCCAUGUGACAAAGAUACUGGUAGAGUGGACUCACAUCAGUACUGCAACACUAGUCAACAGCAAAACACAAGCAGACUGAAGGCUUCGCUUCAAACUAAGCACUGUAGAGAAAACAGAGUUAAAUUUACUAAUUUGGACCAAAGAGAAAGCAGUAAGCCUGGUGACUGUUGUGUUGUGCAUGGUAAAGAUCAUCGACGAAUUGUGCAAUGGAAGGACCAUUUUGAAAUUGAGAAGAGACAGAAGAAAGAAGAAAAAAGGCAGCAUCGUGAUUACAAAAUGAAACGUGAUGAGUGCGGUCAUUGUAUGGUGUGUACUAAACCCGAUACAGCAAGGAAAGAAAGAAGAACACAGGAGGAAGUAAAGAAAUCAAGCAAUAGCAGAAAGCAUGUAUGUCAGAGAACUACCAUGAAAAACUAUGGCAUUAUCUAGGUAACAUGAAGACAAGGACUAAAAUUUGGCAGUUGUUGCAGUAUUCGUUUGCUAUUUGUAAAAUACAGUGCACACGUAGAAUUUGAUAUCAGAGAGUAUUGCAAAGUUGUAGAUAUUGCUAACCUUACUAAUAGAAUAGCAAUAUAGGAAAA
Corticium candelabrum is the source of this 1331-nucleotide messenger RNA. RefSeq lists its product as uncharacterized. The record is from RefSeq and is a predicted model, not a curated record. NCBI's taxonomy places the organism in Eukaryota, Metazoa, Porifera, Homoscleromorpha, Homosclerophorida, Plakinidae. The transcript has a single exon. The coding region runs from base 1 to 1179 and encodes 392 amino acids.